GACCAUGACGACAGGGUGGAAAAAAAAAACCCAUCAUCACGCAUCUUUUUUUUUCUCAUUAAUACCACAUGUCGCCCAACUUCAGCUCCUCCUCUUACUGGAUCUGGUUUUCCGCCCUUGUUUUGUGAGGUAACUUUUUGACCUUGGUAGCACGUCCUUUUAUGCGUGUGUGAGAAUAGGUCUGGCCGGUCCGCACAGCGCAUACUCCUUGAAAGAGGCUCAGAUGUUCCCUCGCAACCAUUCUGACCAGUCAGGUUCCUGCCAAGUGGUUUUUCAUUAGGUAGCAAAUGCAGGGCUUGUGAGCGGCUACCAAUUAUGGAAUCUCCCAAGGGUUGAAUCGACAAGCCAUGGAUUGCUUCUUUGGGGUCUGGGGCUGCAUCGCGCUCGAGGCAAGUCCACUACGGGCAUAGCCGCCCCCUUUGUGAUGUAAUUGUGUAUGGCUGUCAAAUGGCCUGUCAAAUGGAAUUAUCCUCCUACCAGCAUUAGUCUGCCCAACUGGGUAUUCAGUGCGCGGGUGCAUGUGUCCUAUGAGGCCCUCAAACACGAUUGCACGAUUUGCUAAGGUUUCCCCGGAGAUCCAACAAGGACGGUUUCCUGGGCUGACAUAUAUACAUAAUGUCUUCAGGUUAGCCGUUCUGCAAGAAAUUUUCACUAUGUCCUCAGCAUCCCCAUCCGGACUCACGACCCUCUCUUUCUCUCCUUUUGUCUGUUUCUUUUGCUCAUUUUCUAUUUGUUUUUUCUCUUUCAAUCCUUCGUCCUUUGGCAGGCUCCUCUCGUUACGUCUCUUGUGUCGUCCAGAUCGAUCAGAGACAAACAGCCAGUCGUUGUACACCCAAUCUAUAGCAGCAAUAUCUUUCACCCACAAACUACCUACACAAUGGUCUCCACACGCACCUUGACGGCACUCCUAUGCACCGUCGUCCCGCUCACGUGGGCCUACCCGAGCAUGAUCGAAGCACGAGAUGAUCAUCCCUUCAUGGCCCCCAGCCCCAACGACCGCAGAAGCCCCUGCCCCAUGAUGAACACGCUCGCCAACCACGGCUUCAUCCCGCGGACCAACAUCUCGAUGGACCAACUGGUGUCGGCACUGGAGCUGAGCAUCGGCCUCGAGGGCGCCGCGACCAGGAUCGUGGGCGGCAAGGCCCUUGCCACCUCGACGACGGGCAACCCAAACACCUUCAACCUCGACGACCUCGUCAAGCACGGCAUCCUCGAGCACGACGGCUCGCUGUCACGCUCCGACCUGGCCGAUGGCGACAACCACUCCUUCAACAAGACCCUCUGGGACACGACGCUCACCUUUUUCAAGGACGACAAGAUCUCCAUCGCCCAGGGCGCCGCCGCCAGGAACGCCGCCAUCGCUGCCGCCAAGGCCAGGAACCCAAAGUUCGCCAUGGCCGCUGGCGACGCGCAGAACAGCGCCGUCGAGUCGGCGCUCUACCUGCGCGUAUUUGGUGGUGUCAAUGGCGAUGCCCGGAAGGACUGGGUCAAGAUUCUUUUUGAGCAAGAGCGCAUGCCCUACGCCGAAGGUUUCCCACAGAAGCCCGCAGGCAAGAUCACAGCCCAGGAAAUACUUGGUAUUGUGUCAAAGCUCACUGCCGCUUAGAGCUGUCCAUUUUUGUUAGCGUGUAUUAUUUGUUAAAGCGAAUGUUUGUAUUGACUGCUGUUUGAGAUGUCCAAAGGGGAUAAAAAUAGAAAUAGUAUAUUGAUAUGCUCUCAGCCUCAAGUUGCUUGUGGUCCAAAGAAUAUAUAAGCUUAAUCUCC
Pyricularia oryzae 70-15 is the source of this 1764-nucleotide messenger RNA. RefSeq lists its product as uncharacterized. Lineage: Eukaryota; Fungi; Ascomycota; Sordariomycetes; Magnaporthales; Pyriculariaceae. The transcript has 3 exons. The coding region runs from base 878 to 1606 and encodes 242 amino acids. The record is from RefSeq and is a predicted model, not a curated record. Gene Ontology annotation, molecular function: peroxidase activity.